Molecule: messenger RNA, 2434 nt
Organism: Trichogramma pretiosum
Lineage: Eukaryota; Metazoa; Arthropoda; Insecta; Hymenoptera; Trichogrammatidae
Gene: Gasp
Product: protein obstructor-E
Exons: 3
Coding region: 100-918 (272 amino acids)
Cellular component (GO): extracellular region
Molecular function (GO): chitin binding
Source: RefSeq, a predicted model, not a curated record
GCAACGGACAGUGUCGUAUAUAGCUAUAGUCUUGGCAUAUACGUAAUACGUUUGUAAUUCUUGGCUGCAGCAGUGAAUCUUUUUUUAUCAAGACUCAACAUGAAGGCUUUCGUAGCUAUCGCAGCGAUCCUCGUCGCCGGCGCCUCGGCCCAAGAAGCGUUCAAGUGCCCGCACGACUACGGCUUCUACCCCCAUCACCUGAGCUGCGACAAGUACUGGAAGUGCGAGAACAACCAGGCCGAGCUCAAGACCUGCGGCAACGGACUGGCCUUCGACGCUUCGGACAGCAAAUUCCUCACGGAGAACUGCGACUACCUGCACAACGUCGACUGCGGCGAGCGCACCCAGCUGGAGCCCGCGAUUAGCACGCCCCACUGCGCCCGCCUCUACGGCAUCUUCGCCGACGAGAAGCACUGCGACACCUUCUGGAACUGCUGGAACGGCGAGGCCUCCAGGUACCAGUGCAGCCCCGGACUGGCCUACGACAGGGAGGCCCGCGUCUGCAUGUGGGCCGACCAGGUCCAGGAGUGCAAGAUCGAGGAGGUCGCCAACGGCUUCGUCUGCCCGGCCGCCGGUGAGGUCAGCGGAUCCGCCGGAAGCUUCUCGCGCCACGCCCACCCCGACGACUGCAGAAAGUACUACAUCUGCUUGGAGGGCAUCGCCCGCGAGUACGGCUGCCCCAUCGGAACUGUCUUCAAGAUCGGUGAUGCCGACGGUAGCGGCGCUUGCUCCGACCCCGAAGAUGUUCCCGGAUGCGAGGACUACUACGGCGACUUGGACUUGAAGAGCAUCAGAAAGAGCGAGCUCCUCUCCGGACUCCAGGGUGGUAGGGACUCUGGCGAAUCGAGAAACGUCCCCGCCAAAAACCUCAAGCCAAGGCCAAAUGUGCCCCAGGCCGCCAGACCCGGUGACCAAUAAGUCCUCUUCCGUCGAACCCCUCGAGAAGAGAACUGAAGCAGCAGCAGCAGCAGCAGCGGUAGCCGCGGCCGCAGUGGCACAGCCGAGCGAAAAUGUUUUUAAGCCGACGAGCAGACUACGUUUCUUGCUUUAGCCCUGUAUUAUACGCGAGGGUACUAUGACUUCUCAUCCCCGAUGAAAAUCGACGUGUUUUGUAUUUUUUUUUGUUUUUUUUUUGUAUAAUUUUUACCCACUUACUUUUUCGUGGAAGCAAUUUUUAGUACUCUCGGCUCUGAGGGACACGUAGUUCCCGUACGGAAGCCCGUAAAAACAUUUUCGUCUUCGGGGCCCGGCCAGCGCGCAGCGGCACCAGUACCAUGAAAACAAACAAAAAACAUACAUUAUAUUGUAGUUAUAUGCAACGAUUGCGGACAUUUGACUGCCAUGUGUUACAUACAAGCCACAUUCGUAGCGAGAGAGAGACCAGGGUAUCUAGUCUCGUCGACGCCCACGGCGAUCUUAUCCUCCUGCAAAACUUAAACCCUCCCCCCACCCCCCAGGCCUUUCUCCUUCUCUUCUUACUUCUUCGCUUCCUCCUCCCCCUCCUUCCUUCUCCCUUCGUCCGAGUCUUUCUCUACACACUUCUCUCUCUGUGAUUGAAAAAAAAAUCCACCAACUUACUUUACGAGGUAUGGAGCUUGGUGAAUUUUUUUUUCAAUUCUUCCCUCCUUCCUAUUUUUUCCUGUGUAUUCGGAGACGCGUCACAUCGAACUACUUACGCACGAGCUGCAAAAAACGCACGAGGAAUCUGAUGAAAAAAGGAAAAAGAAAACCCUUACGGAAUCGAUGCCGCAUUGUACCCGAGUAAUAAUAAUUUUCAUGUCAACGCGCGGCACGCAAAAAGUAAAGCAAAGCAAAAAAAAAUAAACCAACUCUACAACGCGCCGACUGUGUACCUAUAUAUUACUUACUUAUUACUUACUUUAUACAUAUGCAUAUAUUUUUAUUUUAUAUUUAUAUACGUGUACUUGAUUUGUAUUCCUACUACUUCCUCUGAAAAUAUCGGAUAACUGUAUGCGCAACGCUCGGAAAAGCAGUACGUUCGAAGGCUGAGAACUUUUUUUUAUUGAUUUAUUUUUAAUACUCGAUAACUUGUAUUAUUUUUAAUGAAUUUUUGUAUUCUUACUUGUAUUUUUGCUAAUUAUCGUCAAUGCGAAACUAGUAAAUUGUUGACGAUUUUUGUACAAAAAAACUACAACAACAACACGCUCUAUUAUCUAUUUUCCCCCUCACCCUCUCUUUUGUUCUAUCUUGUAAUUACAAUUUUUUUCUGUUAUUGCGAUGUGCAAUGCUAUUUAUUGUGCGAAAAAAACAAACAAACAAAAAACGAAUGAUCAUCAGAGCGAGAAAGUCUCUCGAGAAAUCGAUCGGUUCAAUAGAAACAAAAAUAUCUUAUUUUUCAAAUGAAAACUCAUGUUUAUAUUUAUACUUGACAGGAAAUUCGUACAGCUAUUAUAAGAUAAAGACGGAAAAUAAA